AGCAGCUCUGUACUCAGAUGAAUAAUUCAUUCCCAGCUGGGGAGCAGAGUGGAGCUGCAGCAAUGACACUCAGUGCAGGAGCAGGUAGCCACGGCGACAGGAGCAGGUAGCCACGGAGACAGGAGGAGGUAGCCACGGUGACAGGAGGAGGUAGUCAAGGUGACAAGAACAGGUCGUCACAGCAAUAGGAGCAGGUCAUCACAGCGACGAACACAUGGCUGAUGGCUCAGUGUCGGUCGGAAGACGCACAGACCGGGUGAGAUGCGCGGGGUCGAGGCACUGGAGCUGGUAACCCGGGAGACGAGCGCGCGGACGCGGCAGCGGUGAGAUGGGCAGCGCAGGGGCGGAGCUGAGCCCGCCGGACCCGGCGCCGGACCCGCUGUGUCCGGAGUGCGGCCAGCUCCACCGGGCCCGAGAGAACCACCUCUACAACUACCGGCUGGAGGUGGACGACGACCUGGUGUGCCACAUCUGUCUGCAGCCGCUGGUGCAGCCGCUGGACACGCCCUGCGGACACACCUUCUGCGCACGCUGCCUGCGCAGUUUCCUGCAGGAGAAGGACUUCUGCCCGCUGGACCGCGCCCCCCUGCAGCUGCACCACUGCAGGAAGGCCAGCAUCCUCGUACACAAGCUGCUGGACAAGCUGUCCGUCACCUGCCCCUACAGCCCCACCUGCCCCCUCACCAUGCAGCGCUGCGACCUGCCGGCUCACCUCACACACAGGUGUCCUGGGACGCAGACUCAGAGAGCGAGGCUGGAGCGCUCUCGGUCAGACCGCGCAGACGUGGAGGAGCACAGCGUGGUGCCGGACACCGCCCGGUCACCUCAAACAGAGCUGCAAGAGGACUCCCCCUGCACCCCCAGGGGCAGCGCUCACACCUGCAGUGGGGUUCCCAUGUGGACCGACGAGUCCGGCCUGGACAACCCCGCCUUCGAGGAGAGCACGGAGGAGGACAGUGUGCGCGGUUUGGAGUACGUCUCCCCGAGGGCGAAGCGGCCGCUCAGUAACCCCUGCAUCCACCUGCUCCGUACCGGCAGCACCAGCUCCACCGCGUGGGAGUGGCCUGAGUCCCCGCCCCCUUUAGCUGACGACGGCUGUGUGAAGCUGUCAGCUUUGCCUGAAGGAGAGAUCACUACCAUAGAGAUCCAGCGCUCCAACCCCUAUGUGGAGCUGGGCAUCAGCAUCGUCGGGGGCAACGAGACCCCCCUCAUCAACGUGGUGAUCCAGGAGGUGUACCGUGACGGUGUCAUCGCCCGCGACGGCCGUCUGCUGGCAGGGGACCAGAUACUGCAGGUGAACGGUGUGGACAUCAGCAACGUGCCGCACAGCUUUGCGCGGGCGGCGCUGUUGCAGCCCUGCACCGUGCUGGCGCUGACGGUGCUGCGGGAGCGGCGCUUCUCGCCUGGCUCGCCCGACCGCGCCCCCGCCAGCCUGCGGGUGACGCUGCAGAAGCGUGACUCCGCCGAGCAGCUGGGCAUUAAGCUGGUGCGGCGAACGGACGAGGCGGGCGUGUUCGUGCUGGACCUGCUGGAGGGCGGGCUGGCCGCCCAGGACGGGCGACUCUGCAGCAACGACCGUGUGCUGGCGGUCAACGAACACGACCUGCGGCACGGCACGCCCGAGCAGGCCGCGCAGAUCAUACAGGCCAGCGGGGACAGAGUGCAUCUGCUCAUUGGCCGAUCCAGCAAGCAGGUCCCUCCACCCCUACCCAGCGCUAACCCCGCCCGAGAGGCCUGGUGCCACGACAGCAACCUAUCCAACGCCUAUCACCCUGUACCCGGCUCCGCCCCCAGCCCUGCCUCUCCGCUCCUGCGAGCCCGGCCCAGCAGCCAUCGCGACCUCUCUCAGUGUGUGAGCUGCCAGGAGAAGCAGGUCAGUGUGUGUAAGGAGCCGCAGGAGUCUCUGGGCAUGACGGUAGCCGGGGGGCGGGGCAGCCGCAGCGGGGAGCUGCCCAUCUUCGUGACCAGCGUCCAACCACACGGCUGCCUGUCGCGGGACGGCCGGAUCAAACGAGGGGACGUGCUGCUCAGCAUAAACGGGCAGGACCUGACGAGCCUGAGCCACAGUGAGGCGGUGGGCACCCUGAAGGCCAGCGCAGCGUCCAGCUCUGUCCAGCUGAGGGCGCUGGAGGUCAGCACUGUGGAGGAGCCCGGUCACGACACGCCCCCCCCCGCCCACAGCGACCACGAUGCCAGCUGGUCCCCCUCCUGGCUCAUGUGGCUCGGACUGCCCAGCUACCUGCACAGCCCCCAUGACGUCGUCCUGAGACGCAGUCACAUGUGCAGCUGGGGCUUCAGCAUCGUGGGGGGGUACGAGGAGCACCAUGGCAACCAGCCCUUCUUCAUCAAGACCAUCGUGCUGGGCACACCGGCCUACUAUGAUGGCCGGCUCAAGUGUGGGGACAUGAUCGUGGCAGUGAACGGGCUCCCCACUGCAGGCAUGAGCCACUCUGCCCUGGUACCCAUGGUGAAAGAGCAGCGUAGCCGUGUGGCUCUCACUGUGGUGUCCUGGCCCGGCAGCCUGGCCUAGCCAGAACCGAGCCAGGCUGAGACAGAACCCAACCGGGCCAGACCUGACCAGACCCAACCAGGCCAGAGCGGGCCACACCGAACCAGACCUGACCAGGCCCAACCGGGCCAGAGCAGGCCACACCGAACCAGACCGGACAAGACCCGACCGGCCCAGAGUGGGCCACACCAAACCAGACCCAACCGGGCCAGAGAGGGCCACACCGAACCAGACCGGACAAGACCCGACCGGCCCAGAGUGGGCCACACCAAACCAGACCCAACCGGGCCAGAGAGGGCCACACCGAACCAGACCGGACAAGACCCAACCGGGCCAGACUGCACACGGCUCGCUCUCAGCGUGGGCAUGGUUAUCCGAGCUUCACUCUUCAUCUCACGAUGAUGAUGAUCAACGCCUUACUGUACCUGACACGCCCCCUGGGACACGCCCCCUGGGACACGCCCCCUGGGACACACCCCCUGGGACACGCCCCCCGGGGGGGACGUUGCCUCAGGCCUCCAUAUCGCUGUGACGACCAGCUGUUCGUUUGCCGGUUUUUUUACCUGUGUUCUGCUGUUUGUUUAAAUAAAUAUUUCCUGUGGA
This is a messenger RNA of Megalops cyprinoides (Indo-Pacific tarpon), 3112 nucleotides long. RefSeq names its product ligand of numb-protein X 2a (gene lnx2a). NCBI's taxonomy places the organism in Eukaryota, Metazoa, Chordata, Actinopteri, Elopiformes, Megalopidae. The record is from RefSeq and is a predicted model, not a curated record. The transcript has 11 exons. Gene Ontology annotation, molecular function: protein binding; metal ion binding; ubiquitin-protein transferase activity. Bases 329 to 2530 code for a protein of 733 amino acids.